Messenger RNA from Archocentrus centrarchus (flier cichlid), 738 nucleotides. RefSeq names its product low affinity immunoglobulin gamma Fc region receptor II-like. Gene Ontology annotation, biological process: immune response; cell surface receptor signaling pathway. Gene Ontology annotation, molecular function: transmembrane signaling receptor activity. The transcript is spliced from 4 exons. Gene Ontology annotation, cellular component: external side of plasma membrane. Lineage: Eukaryota; Metazoa; Chordata; Actinopteri; Cichliformes; Cichlidae. The record is from RefSeq and is a predicted model, not a curated record. Bases 1 to 738 code for a protein of 245 amino acids.
AUGAAAAGCUUCAUUGUAACCGUCACAGCUCGUCUGACUGUGAGUCCCAGCAGCUCUCAGUUCUUUGAAGGAGACUCUUUGACUCUGAGCUGUGAGGAGGACGACAGCUCUGCUGGAUGGACUCUGAGGAGAAACACAAGCAGAGAACAGAGGACUCAGUGUGCAGCUGACUGGGGAAGAUGGUCUGGUUCUACGUGCAACAUCAGAAACUCAUAUCCAUUGGACAGUGGAGUUUACUGGUGUGAGUCCAGAGAGGGUGCCAUCAGUAACAUGGUUAAGCUCACAGUCUCUGGUGGAUCAGUGAUCCUGCAGAGUCCUGUCCUCCCUGUGAUGGAGGGAGAUGACGUCACUCUGCUCUGUCAAACAAAGACCACUCCCUCCAACCUCCCAGCUGCUUUCUAUAAAGAUGGCUCCCUCAUCAGGAAGCAGCCUACAGGUCACAUGACCAUCCAGCAUGUUUCCAGGUCUGAUGAAGGCCUCUACAAGUGUGACAUCAGCGGUCAUGGAGAGUCUCCAUCCAGCUGGAUCACUGUCACAGAGAGACACACCACCACACCUCCACCUACAUCCACACCUCCACCUACAUCCACCUCUACGUUGACGUUUCCUUCUGGUUCCUCUCCUCUUCUCCUCAUGUUCUUGACUGUUGGAUCAUUCUGUGCUGGGGUUCUCCUGGUGUUACUGGUUCUUUUGGUGCAACGACACGUUCACAGGAAGGUUGAAGGUGGCUCACAGUAA